UAUAACCCUUGAAGGUCUAGAAAAAAAGCAAAUAAAGGGUUUUAAAUUAACAUCCCGGAUGUAAAAAUUGAUGUAAUAAAUUCAAAGUAAUAACUGUGUUUAUAACUCUUAUCAAUCAAGCAUUGUGAAUACUUUUUAUGAGUGAUUUAGAGUUUAGAUUUUUUGGUCGCUAAAUCAUCCAAGAAAAACAAGAUUUCUACAUAAACAUACACAUAAAAUGACAAUAUAACCUUAAAACUCGAAUUUUUUACAUUUUAUUUUUUACAAAAAGACUAUUUUAAUCAAUUUAAAAUGGAUAUAAGUAGUGAAGAAUGGUUUGUAGAUUGCUCUGAUGAUGAAAAAUAUGAGAAUGAUCCCAAGGAUGAAUGGUCUCCCAAACCUGAAGAUCUUAUUAAUUUAAUUGAUAGAUUAGAAUGUAAUAAACAAUGUCUAGAAUUGGAGUGGAAAUGUCCUGGACGGAGAGGACCUUCUCCUGUACUUCUUAAUAAUCAUCAGCCAGAUGAUAUACCAGAAUACAAGACUGAAGAAAAAGAUGAUUUUGAUUUUAUGGAUGAAAUGGCUUCACCACGUUUGUUAGUAAGAAGACAAGGUGAAGCAACACCAAAGGGUAGUGCCAAGAAAAAGACUGCAAGUUUUAAUGGUGUCUUAUCAACAAUGCUUCGUCAUCGUCGUCAAGAGCAACAAGAAAUCAAUUCAACUCCAAAAAAGUCAGAUCUUUCAAAUGUCAAGUUACAACUUCCGUAAUACAAACUCAUCUAUUUUUUAUACUUAAUUCAAAGACUUAUACAUAUGCGUGAUGUACAAAUAAGAAAUUUCUAUAAAUAUUUUAGAAAUUGAAAAAAAAAUAAAAUAAUAUAUGCAUACAUUAAAUUGGAGAAUAGAAUCUUAUUGAUCAUGUGUGAAAUAGAUUUUUUUACUGCCAAAAACAAUUUUGUUAAAUCACUCUUUGUUUAAAAUAAUUUUUCUUUGAUACAGCAAAUG
Messenger RNA from Chelonus insularis, 981 nucleotides. RefSeq names its product PTIP associated 1 (gene Pa1). Gene Ontology annotation, cellular component: MLL3/4 complex. The record is from RefSeq and is a predicted model, not a curated record. Lineage: Eukaryota; Metazoa; Arthropoda; Insecta; Hymenoptera; Braconidae. Gene Ontology annotation, molecular function: nuclear estrogen receptor binding. Gene Ontology annotation, biological process: positive regulation of intracellular estrogen receptor signaling pathway; positive regulation of cell cycle G1/S phase transition. The transcript has 3 exons. The coding region runs from base 292 to 744 and encodes 150 amino acids.